CGCAAGGGGGUGGGGGCUGAGGGAGGCAGGGGAGGCCGAGCGAGCCCGAGCCCGGGAUCGGGGAGCGGCGACGCCGCCCAGCAGAGGUUUUUGAUCUGUAGCAGCCGCCGGCAGGGCGACCCAGCCCGACCCCCUCCCCUCCCCUCCCCCUCAGCCACGAGCGGCGGCGGCGGCGGCGGCCGGAGGGAGUUGGCGGCGGCGGCCGAUCGGAGGGGGCUGAGCGGGGAGGGAGGGAGGGCUGAGGUGUCCCCCCUGCCGGGUGGAAUCGGAGGCGGCGGCGGCGCUGGCGGCGGCCGUGGUGGCGGAGAAGGCAGCGGCGACGGUGGAGACGGCUGCCCUAGUGGGAGAGGCGGCGGCGGCGGCGGCCGAGGAGGAGGAGGGGGAAGCGGCGGCGAAGGGCUCCAGACCCAGUUCCUGGACCUGCCCUGGAAAAGAAGUAUCCAGUAGAGAUGAGCUCACUGCAGUUACUUAAUUAAAAAUUUGUAAGCUGCAAAAGUGGCAAUGAGCCAAGCAAGAAAAGCUACAAUUUGAAUUUUUCUAAUUUCAGAAAAUGCUUGGACAGAAGAGAUGAGUACUAUUUCCACUAAGGCCUAGAAUUGCCUACUGUACAGCUAAUCCUGAUCAGGCAACAUACGAAUGGCCCAAGGAAGCCACCAAAUUGAUUUUCAGGUUUUACAUGACCUGCGACAAAAAUUCCCUGAAGUACCUGAAGUUGUUGUAUCCAGGUGUAUGUUACAGAAUAAUAAUAACCUGGAUGCCUGCUGUGCCAUUCUCUCUCAGGAGAGUACAAGGUAUCUGUAUGGUGAAGGAGACUUGAACUUCUCAGAUGAUUCUGGCAUCUCUGGUCUACGCAAUCACAUGACUUCUCUCAACUUAGACUUGCAGUCACAGAACAUUUACCAUGGAAGAGAAGGAGCUAGAAUGAAUGGAAGUAGGACUCUAACGCACAGCAUUAGUGAUGGACAACUUCAAGGUGGUCAGUCCAACAAUGAACUGUUCCAACAGGAGCCACAGACAGCACCAGCACAAGUUCCUCAAGGCUUUAAUGUUUUUGGCAUGUCCAGUACUUCUGGUGCUUCCAAUUCCACACCACAUCUUGGAUUUCACUUAGGCAGCAAAGGAGCAUCUAACCUUUCUCAACAGACUCCAAGAUUUAAUCCCAUCAUGGUGACUUUGGCCCCAAAUAUCCAGACUGGUCGUAAUACUCCUACAUCUUUGCACAUACAUGGUGUACCUCCACCUGUACUUAACAGUCCACAGGGAAAUUCUAUCUAUAUAAGGCCUUACAUUACAACUCCUAGUGGUACAACUCGGCAGACACAACAGCAUUCUGGCUGGGUGUCUCAGUUUAAUCCCAUGAACCCUCAACAAGUCUAUCAACCUUCACAGCCUGGUCCCUGGACUACUUAUCCUGCAUCUAAUCCUCUGCCACAUACCUCAGCCCAACCGUCAAAUCAGCAAGGCCACCAGACCUCUCAUGUCUAUAUGCCCAUCAGUUCACCUACCACCCCUCAGCCGCCCACGAUUCAUUCAUCCGGUAGCUCACAGUCUUCUGCCCAUAGCCAAUAUAACAUUCAGAAUAUUUCAACAGGACCUCGAAAAAACCAGAUUGAAAUCAAACUUGAACCACCACAAAGAAACAGUUCUUCAAAAUUGCGUUCUUCUGGACCUCGAACCUCCACCACUUCCUCUUCGGUCAACAGCCAGACUUUAAAUAGAAACCAGCCCACUGUUUACAUAGCUGCCAGUCCUCCAAAUACUGACGAGGUUAUAUCCCGUAGCCAACCUAAGGUCUAUAUUUCAGCGAAUGCCACCACAGGAGAUGAACAGGUGAUGCGGAAUCAGCCCACACUCUUCAUAUCUACAAACUCGGGGGCCUCUGCUGCCUCCAGGAACAUGUCUGGCCAAGUGAGCAUGGGGCCUGCUUUCAUCCAUCACCACCCUCCCAAAAGUCGAGCCAUAGGCAGUAAUUCUGCAACUUCUCCUCGAGUGGUGGUCACUCAACCCAAUACAAAAUACACUUUCAAAAUCACAGUUUCUCCCAAUAAACCCCCUGCCGUCUCACCAGGGGUUGUCUCCCCGACCUUUGAACUUACCAAUCUUCUAAAUCAUCCUGAUCAUUAUGUAGAAACAGAGAAUAUGCAGCACCUCACGGACCCCAAUUUAGCACAUGUGGAUAGAUUAAGUGAAGCCCGGAAGUUGAGUAUGGGAUCAGACGAUGCUGCCUACACACAAGCUCUUUUGGUACACCAGAAAGCCAGAAUGGAACGACUUCAAAGAGAACUUGAGAUUCAAAAGAAAAAGCUGGAUAAACUAAAGUCUGAGGUCAAUGAAAUGGAAAAUAAUCUAACACGAAGGCGCCUGAAAAGAUCAAAUUCCAUGUCUCAGAUACCCUCGCUCGAAGAAAUGCAGCAGUUAAGAAGUUGUAAUAGACAACUCCAGAUUGACAUUGACUGCUUAACCAAAGAAAUUGAUCUUUUUCAAGCCCGAGGACCACAUUUUAAUCCCAGCGCUAUUCAUAACUUUUAUGACAAUAUUGGAUUUGUAGGUCCUGUGCCACCAAAACCCAAAGAUCAAAGGUCCACCAUCAAAACACCAAAGACUCAAGACACAGAAGAUGAUGAGGGGGCUCAGUGGAAUUGCACUGCCUGUACUUUUCUGAACCAUCCUGCCUUAAUCCGCUGUGAACAGUGUGAGAUGCCGAGGCAUUUCUGAGCCAGAGGCCCUGUAUCUUCUCUAACACCUUAUCCAAGUUCAAGAAACUCGCGUGUCAUCGGGGAAGAGUUUCACUGCUCCGUAGGGUUUUGUCAGAUUGAAGGUGUGACGAGAUGGUGUUGUGCUCAUGUUAAAAGCCGGCCCACAGAGUCAGUGAUACCUCAGUGUGAUGUCAUGGGCAGGCGGAAGUCAUCGUGCGGAAGGUCGUCCGCUGAAGGCUUGGUUGGACGAUGCCCAACACUCGAAUGCCUGCGUGUCCCUCGUCCUUGGCUCCCUCCUGUCACCCCUGAAUCUUGGCAAGAGGAAGGAAGAGAACGAUGGCUUGUGUUCUCUGUAACACAGUGAAACACUGCAUGCGCAAAGAGAAGGAACAAGGUUCAACUGUUCAAAGACUCUGCUGCCACGUUGUGCCAACGGAGAGGGGAAGAACGAAACGUGUCUGUGGUGCUCUCGCCUCGGCUCGGUCUUCCCCGAAGCCAUCUCUGUGAAGCCAGCGUCCAGGGCCUCCGGAUGAAAACGCAAGCAGCGCAUGUUGUCUGUACAAGCACACAGUGAAAUCUCCCCAGCUUGUCCUACUGUACACAUCUCUCAAGUCUGCUUUAAGUGACUUCUUCUUGAUGAUUUUCUUAUAUUUCUAUAUGUAUAGUGUAAUAGCCUUUUGUUAACUAAUUUUCUUUUUUCCUUUUAGUGAUUAAGCACGAUCAUGUCCCUUUUUAAGCCUUACCUGAGAGAAGCAAUGCCAUAAAAUAAAAAAGCAUUAAUGAAAUGAAA
Molecule: messenger RNA, 3486 nt
Organism: Ochotona princeps (American pika)
Lineage: Eukaryota; Metazoa; Chordata; Mammalia; Lagomorpha; Ochotonidae
Gene: TAB2
Product: TGF-beta activated kinase 1 (MAP3K7) binding protein 2
Exons: 8
Coding region: 637-2715 (692 amino acids)
Biological process (GO): positive regulation of protein kinase activity
Molecular function (GO): ubiquitin binding; K63-linked polyubiquitin modification-dependent protein binding
Source: RefSeq, a predicted model, not a curated record